This is a messenger RNA of Oryctolagus cuniculus (rabbit), 2468 nucleotides long. It is a transcript of the gene HABP4, whose product is annotated as hyaluronan binding protein 4. The record is from RefSeq and is a predicted model, not a curated record. Lineage: Eukaryota; Metazoa; Chordata; Mammalia; Lagomorpha; Leporidae. Gene Ontology annotation, molecular function: RNA binding. Gene Ontology annotation, biological process: positive regulation of RNA splicing; positive regulation of translational initiation. Gene Ontology annotation, cellular component: nucleus; cytoplasm.
GCCGGGGCGGGCACCGGGAGGGACGGGACCGGGUAGGGCAGGGAGGGCGGUGGCGGAGGCGGGCAGGAUGGGUCUUCGCUGCCGUCUUCGCUGAGACUCGAUCGCGUGGGCUGCCCGCGGCGGGGCCACAGGCGGCCGCGGCGGCAUGAAGGGCGCUCUGGGGAGCCCCGUGGCCGCAGCCGCCGCCGCCGCGAUGCAGGAGAGUUUCGGCUGCGUCGUGGCCAACCGCUUCCAUCAGCUGCUGGACGACGAGUCGGACCCGUUCGACAUCCUGCGCGAGGCCGAGCGCCGGCGCCAGCAGCAGCUGCAGCGCAAGAGGCGCGACGAGGCGGCGGCGGCGGCGGCGGCAGCAGCAGCAGCUGCGGCGGCGGCCGGAGCCGGCGGCCGUGGGGGCCGGAGCGCGGCCGGGGCCUCGGGCCACAGACCCGGCGCGGGCGGCGGGCGCAGGGAGUCCCAGAAGGAGCGCAAGAGCCUCCCGGCCCCCGGCGCUCAGCAGCCAGACAGCCCCGGCGGCGGCCCGCAGCCGCUCGGCCAGAAACGAAUUCCCAGAAGAGGGGAGCAGCAAGGAUGGAAUGACAGCCGGGGCACGGAGGUGACGCUGGACAGAGCAGAGCGGAGACCCUACAGGGAAUAUCGCCCCUAUGAGACCGAGAGGCCGGCGGACUUCGCAGCCGAGAAGUUUACAGAUGAAAAACCAGUGGACAGAUUUGAUCGUGAGAGGCCUCUUCGUGGACGUGGAGGCCCGAGAGGAGGCAUGCGAGGCAGAGGCAGGGGCGCUCCCGGAAACAGAGCCUUUGAUGCUUUUGACCAGAGAGGAAAACGAGAUUUUGAAAGAUACGGUGGGAAUGAUAAAAUAGCAGUCAGAACUGAAGACAACACGGGAUAUGGAGUGCGCACUUGGGCAUCAGGGAAAGACACCAGUGACAUGGAGCCGACCGCCGCAGCAGAAGAGGCCGCAGUGAUGGAGGAGUCCCAGGCCACCCUGGAGGAGGAAACCCCAGCCAAAGUUCCUGAGUUGGAGGUAGAAGAAGAAACUCAAGUUCAAGAGAUGACCUUAGAUGAGUGGAAGAAUCUUCAAGAACAGACCAGACCAAAGCCCGAGUUUAACAUCCGGAAGCCAGAAUCCACUGUCCCUUCCAAAGCAGUGGUGAUUCACAAGUCAAAAUACAGAGAUGAUAUGGUAAAGGAUGACUAUGAGGACGACUCCCAUGUUUUCCGGAAAGCUGCAAAUGACAUCACGUCCCAGCUGGAGAUUAAUUUUGGUAACCUCCCUCGUCCCGGGCGUGGAGCCAGAGGCGGCCCCCGGGGAGGCCGGGGAAGGAUCCGAAGGGCAGAGAACUGCGGACCCAGAGCGGAAGUGGUGACGCAAGACACGGCUCCCAACCCCGACGACCCCGAGGACUUCCCUGCCCUGGCCUGAGGAGACUCGCCUGGCCGGGCUCUGAGAACAAUAGAUGUUGCUUUUCCCGAGCCUGGAUUCCUUGCACUUUGUUUGGUCUGGGUGUGGGAGGCGGCACUGUCCCAGGGAGGGGAGGGCUGGCGGCCGUGUUUGCCGAAGGCACUGCGGGUGGAGUUGAGUGAGGCCUGCGGCGCGCAGACUGGAGGGACUCCCACAGGGAAGCAGCCUGGCAGGCCGGGGGGCGAGCUGCGGGGCCCCCCACUGUGCCCCGCAGUGCAGAGGGCCACGGAGAACGUGACCAACUCAUUUCAAGCAGUCACAGCCUAGUUCUCGGAGACCAGGAAACUAGAACCCAAGCGGAUUCAUGCUGACUUGGAGCUGUCACUGCCAGAGCGCCCGCGCUCUGGGUGCCAUCCAGCAGUGGUCCGAGAGCUGCUGUGCAGCCACUGGCCACCAUCUGUGACAGAAGUGGAAACAAUGGCGAUUUUAAUGGUGAAUUAAACUACCUCGUGGUGCGUGCGUGUGUGUGAGUGACACACACUUAGUGCUCAUGUGCAUAGAGUGCAGGUGGUUUGUAGGCUGAGCAUCGAGUGUGUGGUUUGAAGUCAUGUUGUUUAACCCACAGCCUGAGGAGAAGGGUCUGGCAGAGGCCACACCAAGUCCUUUCCUCCCUCAAAGCUCACGCCAGAAUCCCGCGGCCCGGCCCAGCCAGGCUUGCGUGAACAGCCCUGUGCAGCUUUCCCCCGUGGGCCUCGCCCCACUUCUAAGCUCCUCUGUGGUGGGAAGUUCGGGGCUAGAUGCCGCCACCUCCGAGGUUCGGUCACCCACCCCGAGUCCCACCUGAAACAGCGGAGCUGAGCCCCGGGGCCCAGCAUGUCCCCCACGGAGCCGCGGGGAGCUGGGCCGAUGCCUGCCCGCUUCCCUGACGCCUGCCUGCGUCACAGCUGCACGCUUGCGACGGCGCGGGCCCCUGCUCCCAGUCUGCCCUGUCCCCCACUUUGCUUGCUCCACUGUAAGGUGGCUUUGAACUGGAACCCACGUGCAAAUAAAGGUUGGUAUUCUCUCCUGA